Messenger RNA from Schistocerca nitens (vagrant locust), 14728 nucleotides. It is a transcript of the gene LRP1, whose product is annotated as low-density lipoprotein receptor-related protein 1. The record is from RefSeq and is a predicted model, not a curated record. The transcript is spliced from 76 exons. Gene Ontology annotation, molecular function: protein binding; calcium ion binding. The coding region runs from base 137 to 14218 and encodes 4693 amino acids. NCBI's taxonomy places the organism in Eukaryota, Metazoa, Arthropoda, Insecta, Orthoptera, Acrididae.
CGGACGGUCGUAGAGAGGAGAGUGUAGAUUGUUUCGCUUUCGUAACCGAACAAUGCCCGGUUUAUCAUAGUGGUAGAGCAGGAAUUGGAAAUAAUAAAAUACUGCUGUUCGUUUUCUGGUACGAAAGAAAACGAAAAUGAGGCAUCACGUACUUUGUGUGGGUGCUUUACUUGUGCUGAUGGCUUGCUUCGACCAACAUCGUGGAUGGCAGCAACAUUAUGACGAUUAUUCGGAAGGCACAGAUUCCACAUCGCCGAAGAGCUGCGCGCCGGGUAUGUUCCAGUGCGAGUACGGCGCGUGCAUCCCGGGCAGGUGGCACUGCGACGACUAUCCGGACUGCGCUGACGGGUCCGACGAGCCGCCAGAGUGCCAACAAAAAACCUGUAGGCCGCAGUCAUUCCAGUGCACAAAAUCCAAGCUGUGCAUCCCUUUAGCAUGGCUAUGUGAUGGCGAGAUUGACUGUGGAAGUCCAGAGGAUGACGCUUCGGAUGAAGACCUUGAAAGGUGUCAUGUGAAUUACAAAUGCCUCUGGAACGAAUUUAGAUGUCCUGACACAGUGGAAUGCCUUCCAGUGUCAGCACUUUGCAAUUCCACGUCUGAGUGUCCAGAUGGAAAAGACGAAGGAGACUUCUGCAAACCAGAUUAUGUUUACCCUGAUGGUGUGAGCUGUUCCAGUAUGAUGUGCUCACAUGCUUGUCGACAUAGUCCUAGUGGCGUUAUAUGUUAUUGUCGAGAAGGAGAGAAGCCUGUUGGCACAAACUGUGUAGAUGCUGAUGAAUGUCAGAUUGAAGGCUCUUGUGAUCAGCUUUGCAGUAAUGCUGUUGGUUCAUACUCCUGCUCUUGUGUGGAAGGCUACAGGGAAAAAGGAACUCAUUGUGAAGCAGUGAAUGUUCCAGAGGACGAGCCACCAUCUUUGAUUUUUAGCAGCAUCUACAGUAUCUAUCAUAUCCAUCUAAAUGGUACUGUGUAUGAGAAUGGUACAAAACUUGAUCAGCAUACAUUGGCUUUGGACUUCAAUCAUCGCAAUCGUACCAUCUGCUACAUAUAUCGUAAUGGUCCUCACUCUGAGCCUCGCUGUGCCAGUGUGGACAAUCUGGAAAACUGGUGGACUGUGGAGUCACCUUCAACAUACACUUUUGACUCAACAACACACCUUGCACUUGACUGGGUCUCUGGAAAUUGGUACUUUGUUGAUGAUUCUCGUGAAAUAAUAUUUUUAUGCACAUCGAUGCUUAAGAUUUGCACUGUUAUCAUUGACAGUAGUCUGAGCAAGCCAAAAGGGAUAGCAGUUGACCCCACAAAAGGCUAUAUGUUCUUCACAAUAUGGGGAGGUUCACCAGCAGCAUUAGAACGUAGCUUGCUAGAUGGAUCAGAACGUACAAAAUUAGUGACUCACAAGAUUGUGUACCCUUAUGGAGUCACAGUGGAUUAUCCAACACAGCAAGUCUAUUGGGUAGACACUUAUUUGGACGUCGUAGAGAGAAUUAAUUAUGAUGGAUCAAACCGAGUUAUUGUUAAAAGGGGCCCACCGAUACAAAAUGCUUAUGGGCUGACCGUUUUUGAAAAUUCCCUUUUUGUUACAAGUUGGCGAAAUUAUAGCAUAAUACGUGUAAACAAAUUUACCCAUGAGACUGAAAUGACAUUUUCAGAUAUUGGAAGACCAUUUACUAUUCAUGUUUACCAUCGACAGCGACAGCCAUCUGUGCAGCAUCCAUGUCAAAACAAUAAUGGAAACUGUGACCAAAUAUGCAUUACUGCAUGGAAAAAUGAAAGUAAAAGUGAAGGAAUUGCUCAGUGCCUUUGUCAGCCUGGUUUUAAACUCCAGGAUGGGACCAAAUGUGUUGAGGCAAGAUUACCAGAGUUCCUGAUUUAUAGCAAAGAAUCUCCAUCAGUUAUCAAAGGAAUGCCAAUGACAAAAAAUCCUGAUUACCAAGUUAUGGUACCAGUUACUAAUGUCCUUCGGGUAGUCGCCCUAGAUUAUGAUGCGGCCACAGGCUACAUUUAUUUUUCUGACAGUCACAGGAAUGUUAUUGAACGCCAGAAAAUUGAUGGUACUGGAAGGUCUGUCUUCAUAGACCAAGCUAUUGGCAAUUGUUUGGGUAUAGCUGUUGAUUGGCUAGGACGAAACCUUUAUUGGACUGAUGCUGGGCUUAGUUCCAUCAGUGUUGCACAGCUUGAAAAUCCCAAACAGAGGAAACUAAUUGUCGAAAAUGUUUUCUUUGCAAGGUCAAUUGCACUAGAUCCUGUUAAUGGAUACAUGUACUGGAGUGAAUGGGACAGUUUUUGGAGCAAGGAAGGACAGAUUGAACGUGCGUGGAUGGAUGGAUCAAACAGAGAAAUUUUUGUAGGUAGUGGAAUCAAAUGGGCCAGUGGACUGACAAUUGAUUUUCAGAACCGUGUGCUCUACUGGUGUGAUGCUUACCUGAACUCUAUAGAAAGUAUAACAUUAGAUACUACCACCACAGAAGUUGUGCUCAACAAGAAAACUGAUCCUGACUUAGACCGCCCAUAUGGGUUAGUGUAUCAUGAUGGUGCACUUUAUUGGUCUGAAUUUCAGAGGGGCACUAUACACCAACUGCACAUAGGGAAUGGAACUUCAGAACUGUUAAUUGAUGAAGGAACAACAUUAUUUGAAGUUAAGGUGUACUCUAAGAAUGCACAAGGUGGGGACAAUGAAUGCUCCAGGAAUCAUGAUCUUUGUCCUGAAUUAUGUCUGAGUCUCCCAGAUGGCCACACUUGCUCAUCACAUGAUGACCAUCUUAAAAUUGGAAGUGGGCAGGUCUCUGCCAACAGCUCUUCAAUGUCUCCCUGUUUACCUGGUCAAUUUCGCUGUGCUACACCCACAAACAAGGCCCUCUGCAUUGACCAGCGAUAUGUUUGUGAUGGAGAUGCAGAUUGUCAAGAUGGUUCUGAUGAGACUAUUGGUCUUGGUUCUGGAUGCAAGAAUACGCCAUGCCGUGAGGAUCAGUUUAGAUGUGAUGGGAACCGAUGCAUCACGAACCACUGGGUAUGUGACGGUGACAGAGACUGUGCAGAUGCCACAGAUGAAGACCCAGAACGCUGUAAAAAUAAAACUUGCAGCAUUACUCAGUUCACCUGUAAAGUGUCUCGUCGCUGUAUUCCAGCUGCCUGGUUCUGUGAUCAUGCUCAUGACUGUGGGCCGGGAGAUGACUCUGAUGAACACUGUGUUUACCCAAAAUGCAGUAUAACAGAGUUUACAUGCAAGAACAAAAGGUGCAUUUCACUUGAACUGAGAUGCGAUUCAUCUGAUGAUUGUGAUGAUGGUAGUGACGAAGCAGACUGCAGUGCCAAGUGCCAAGCUGGUGAUCAGAUAUACUGCAGAAGAGAUGAUCGGUGUCUUCCAAGUUCAGCUCAUUGUGAUGGACAUCAAGACUGUUCUGAUGGUAGUGACGAGCAGGGAUGUAAUACAACAGUCACCAGUCCUGUUCAUCCAACAGACAUCAGGCCUUUGUGUGGUGCUCAUGAGUUCCAAUGUAAUGACGGAUUGUGUAUAAGGAGCACCUUUGUAUGUGAUGGUCAUGAAGACUGCUCCGAUUCUUCAGAUGAAGCCUCCUGUGGAAAUGUGUCCAUGGCUCCAGCUACUACUACUGUAUCAAGUUUGUAUGGAUCACCCUAUGAGUGUGAACAUCCUAAUAGAGUGUGUGAUAACAAUACUAUAUGUCUUCCGGUUGAGUUGCUCUGUGAUGGGAAAACACAAUGCCAAGACGGGUCAGAUGAAGGCAUGCGUUGUGAUGAUCGUAUGUGUGAUAUUCAGCAUGUCUGUACACAUACUUGCCAUAAUGCACCAGAGGGCAGAGUUUGCUCCUGUCCUGCAGGAAUGUAUCUACAAACUGAUGGUUCUACAUGUUCCCCAUGGCAUCCUUGUGAUAUGUGGGGAACAUGUUCUCAGCGUUGUGAGCAGCAUGGUUCCAGACAUAAAUGUUCCUGCGAACCAGGGUAUGUUUUGCAUUCUGAUGGAUUCACGUGCAAAAGUACAGAUCCAGCUAUUCCAUAUGUAAUCUUCAGUAAUCGUCAUGAAUUACGAAGUGUUGACCUUAACACCUUCAAUGUAAAAGCUCUCAUAAUGAGUUUGAAGAACACAAUAGCAUUAGAUUUCUUUUAUAAAGAUAAUACGAGUACUAUAUUCUGGACUGAUGUAAUUGAUGACAAAAUUUACAGAGGGACACUUAUUGGUGGCUCUCUCAGUAACUUUGAAGUUGUGGUCCAGACUGGUCUUUCAACAGCAGAAGGCUUGGCAGUGGAUUGGAUUGGAGAAAAUCUGUACUGGGUAGAAAGUAACCUGGAUCAGAUUGAAGUGGCUCGUUUAAAUGGCAGUUUCCGACGUACAUUGAUAGCUAGUGAUCUGGAAUCGCCAAGGGCCAUUGCUCUGGAUCCAAGAGAUGGACUGUUGUUCUGGACAGAUUGGGAUGUCAACUCUCCCCGAAUUGAGCGUUGUAGUAUGAGUGGUCAGUAUCGCAAGGUUGUUGUUCGUGUCGAUCAGCUUACAGAUGGAGCUUGGCCAAAUGGUCUUACACUCGACUAUGUGCUUCGUAGAAUCUACUGGAUUGAUGCUAGGUCAGAUUCAAUCCACACUACCACUUAUGAUGGUUUACAACAUCAUGAAGUUAUACGAGGCCAUGAAACACUGUCACAUCCAUUUGCUAUUGCACUGUAUGAAAAUUAUGUUUACUGGACAGACUGGAGGACAAAUGCUGUUAUUCGAGGCAAUAAAUGGAAUGGGUCUGAUAUAAGUGUCAUACAAAGGACGUUGACUCAGCCAUUUGACAUACAGAUAAUGCAUCCCAGCAGACAGCCAAGAGAUGUAGUCAACCCCUGUGGAGAUAACAAUGGAAACUGCUCACAUUUAUGUCUGUUGAACCAGUUUGGGACAUACAAAUGUGACUGUCCUCAUGUCAUGCGGCUCAGUGAAGAUAAUCGAACUUGCAUUGUCAAUGAGCAGGUGCUACUAUUCUCCCGCACUAGCGAGAUCCGUGGAGUGGAUCUUGGCAUGCCGUACUAUCAUACAAUACCGACAAUCAGCUUACCACAGGUCCUGUCACCUUCACAACUAGAUUACAGCAUUAAAUUACGCAAGAUUUACUGGACAGAUAUUCAAGUCAAUGAACUGAAGCGAAGUGGUUUAGUUGGUGGAGAAACAGAGAGGAUCAUAGACAAAGGUAUUGAACAGCCAACAGGUUUAGCCAUUGACUGGAUUUCUGGAAAUAUGUUUGUGAGUUCAUGGGGUGCUGUCUAUAACUACAUACUAGUAUGCAACCUUGAAGGAGAAUAUAUUUCUGCUGUGGUUGGACCAGAUGAUGUCUUUCAAAUACGUUCUCUUGCUGUGGAUCCUUUACGAGGUGGUUUGUAUUGGAGUCACAUGCAAGAUAGUCAGUACGUAAUUGAAAGCAGCCGUAUGGACGGCAGUGAAAGGAAAAUGAUUGUUACCCAACGGGAAAAUCCACUGCUUGUGUCACCUCAAAGUCUUGCAAUGGAUUUGGCAGACUGGAGACUGUACUGGGUCAAUAUUAUGACACAUUCUGUUCAGUAUUACAAUUUUAAGACUGAAUCUGUGGAAACCAUUCAGCUACAACCGGGACAGAAGUCAGCUCUUGUAAUCUACCAUGGUCUCAUCUACUACGCAAAUCAAGACGAUGCAGCAAUCCAUAUAGCAAAUAAGACAACUGGCUUGGAUGAUGUUAUAUUGCGUAGUAAUACUGCCAAUGUCUUAUCUCUGCGGAUCUAUGACCCAAAUGAACAAGUCGGCAAAAAUCCAUGCUCUGAUAAUAAAGGUGGUUGUGCUCAUCUUUGCCUACCAGUGUCAGAAACAGAGCGAGCUUGCAAGUGUGCUACUGGGUACACUGCUCAUUCAGAACGGCCUGAAGAGUGUGUUGGCAUUGAAGAAUUUCUGUUCUACUCAAUGACAUCAGAAAUCAAAGGGAUGCUCCUUUCUGAGGACAACACAACUGAUAUACUGGGACCAAUUUCUCGAGUUUCAAUUGCAACAAGCAUUGACUUCUAUGCAGCUGAAGAUUACCUGUACUGGGCUGACAGUGACCAUGGAACAGUUACAAGAAUCCGUCGUGAUGGCACAGGCAGAGAAGAAGUUGUGGAACACUUUGAAUCUAUUGAGAAUAUUCCUAUUGACUGGAUAUCAGGUUUGGCAGUUGACUGGAUUGGCAAAAACCUUUACUGGACUGAUCCAAAAUUCAAUAUAAUUGAAGUGGCCCGACUAAAUGGCUCAUGUCGCUAUGUUUUGAUAAAUGGAAAUCUGUCAAGGCCAGCAGCCAUUGCUGUUGACCCAGUUGCAGGAUUCCUUUUCUGGAGUGAUAUAGGCAAAGAACCAAGAUUGGAACGUUCCAGACUUGAUGGUUCUGAUCGAACAAUUCUCUUAAAUGACACUACCAUCCAUGUCAACGAUAUUGCUAUUGAUUAUCAGGCAAAGAAAUUGUACUGGUGUGAGUCUAUAACAAAUGUCAUUCAAAGAAUGAACUAUGAUGGAAGUGAAAAAGAAGUUCUGCUGGAGCACUCAUUGGAUAAUCCUUUUGCCAUUAGUGUUUACAACAACACAGUUUAUUGGAUUGAUAUAACACAUGAAGGUGGUAGUGUCAAAUCAGCACAAGUAUCAAAUCUUUCAGAUUACACAGUGCUCAUGCGUGGGCUUGGUGAUUCACUAAAGGAUAUUGAAGUUUUUUCAAAAUAUAAGCAGCAGGGAACAAAUCCAUGUGCUGAAAAUAAUGGAGGAUGUGCAGAACUUUGUUUGUUUAAUGGUACACAUCCAGUUUGUGCAUGUGCACAUGGUAAAGUUUCUGCAGAUGGGAAAACUUGUGAAGAUUAUGACAGCUUUUUGGUGUACUCACGUGUUGUACGAAUUGACAGUAUUCAUAUGUUUGAUGAAAGCAACUUGAAUGCUCCAUUUCCAAGCAUUCAGUCACAAGAUUAUAUGCACAAUGCUAUAGGAUUAUCUUUUGAUUACAAUAGAAAGAAGAUAUUUUACUCUGAUAUUCAUAAAGGGAGCAUUAAUUCAGUUUACUUCAAUGGAACGAAUCAUACAGUCAUUGUAAGCAGUCAGGGGUUAGUUGAAGGCCUGGCAUAUGAGGCAUUUGACAACAUGCUGUACUGGACUUGUAACAAUGAUCCAACUAUUAGCAAGAUCAAUCUAACAAACAAUGUUAUCAAAACAGUAAUUAAAUUAGAGCAGACAGAUAAACCUAGAGGUAUUGAUGUAGACAGCUGUGAAGCACGUAUAUACUGGACAAACUGGAAUUCGCACAAUCCAUCGAUACAAAGGGCUUUUGUAAAUGGACAAGGUCUUGAAUCAAUCAUUACAAAAGACAUUCGGAUGCCCAAUGCUCUUGCCUUGGACCACAAGGCACAGAAGCUGUACUGGAGUGAUGCACGAUUUGACAAGAUUGAAAGAGCAAACUAUGAUGGCACGAACAGAGUGGUUUUAAGCAGGGUAAAGCCUCAACACACAUUUGAUAUAGCUGUGUAUGGGGAUUACAUAUUCUGGACGGACUGGGUAUUGCAUGCUGUCAUUAGAGCUAACAAAUACACUGGAGAUGAUGUAGUAUGGCUAAGGAGAGAUGUACCUCGGCCAAUGGGCAUUAUUGCAGUUGCAAAUGAUACAAAUGACUGUACAUCUAAUGCCUGCCGCAAUAGGAAUGGUGGUUGUGAAGACAAAUGUGAUCUAAAUGAGGCAGGGUCUGUCAUAUGCAGUUGUUUUUCUGGCCGGAAACUGCAGGCUGACAAUGCCAGCUGCUUAGUAACAGAAUCUGAAUGUAACACUAACAUGUUUAGUUGUGCUUCUGGAGGCUGCAUACCAUUUCAUUUAACUUGUGAUGAAGUUCCUCAUUGUGAAGAUGGAUCUGAUGAGGACUCAGCCGUGUGUGAGUUUCGCACUUGUCCCGAAGAUUAUUUCCAAUGUGGAAAUAAUAGGUGCAUCUUCCGUAACCAGACGUGCAACAAUAAGGAUGACUGUGGUGAUGCAAGUGAUGAAGUAAAUUGCCUUUGCUCUGGUGAUCAUUAUUUCCGAUGUAACUCAGGUCAUUGCAUUCUUGGUGACUUCCGAUGUGACCACGAUCCGGAUUGUCCAGAUGUCAGUGAUGAGAUUGGUUGUCCUCCACGUGACUGCAGUGGAUUAGGUGUUAUAGCUCCUACAAUUCCUUGCAAUACAACAACUGCAUGUAUUCAUCCAAAAUGGAUAUGUGAUGGUGAAAAUGACUGCUGGGAUUCUAGUGAUGAAGCAAACUGUCCAGAAGUGACAACCUCCGCAUGCAGAGAUGAUCAGUUCCGAUGCCAAAAUGGAAAAUGUAUCAGUCUGCAGUGGCGCUGUGAUAAUGCUAAUGACUGUGAUGAUGUUGGUGAAGAUAAUUUAAGUUCAGAUGAGAGGAACUGUGCACAGCAAAUCUGCCCUUCACAUCAGUUUCGAUGCAACAACUCCGAAUGUAUCCCAUCUUCAUGGGAAUGUGAUGGUUUGCCAGACUGCCUGGACAAUUCAGAUGAAUCUGAACUUUGCCGGCACAGGAAAUGUCCAGAGACAGAUCAUAAAUGUAAUUCAACUGGACGUUGCAUUCCUCUUGCUUGGGUAUGUGAUCAUGAAGAUGAUUGUAAGGACCAGUCUGAUGAAAGCAUAGAGCAGGGUUGCUUACAGGCACCCUGUUUAUCACAGGAGUUCCAGUGUCUUAAUCAGCAAUGUAUAUCCAUGAUUUUUUACUGUGAUGGUGAUGAUGACUGUGGAGAUGGCAGUGACGAACAUGAGCACUGUUUAAAAACUUGCUUGAAUAAUGAGUUUCGCUGUGACAAUGGUAACUGUAUUCUUUCAACGUGGGCCUGCAAUGGUGCAGAUGACUGUGGAGAUAAUUCAGACGAGACAGAAAAGGCAUGCUCAAAUGAAACAGAAAUAUCAUGUAAGGAUCAUGGAUUAUUCUCAUGUACAAAUGGCAUCUGUGUGAAUGAAUCCUUGCUGUGUGACGGCCAGGACAACUGUGGAGAUUAUAGUGAUGAAGAGAUGUGCAAUAUCAAUGAGUGUGCCAAUUCUAAAGUUUGCAUGCAUGAUUGUGUUGAUCUUAAAGUUGGCUAUGCAUGUACUUGUCGCCCAGGCUUCAGAGUAAAUCAAAAAGAUUGGCACCUCUGUGCAGAUGUUGAUGAAUGUGCAGAUCGUCCUUGUAGUCAGAUAUGCCGUAACACAAUGGGCUCGUAUAUCUGUUCCUGUGCUGAUGGUUACAUAUUACGCAGUGAUAAACACUCUUGCAAAGCCAAUACUACUUUUGAGCCAAAACUGAUAUUCUCAAACCGCUAUUACAUACGGGAAAUGGACCUUGUUGGACACGCAUCACUACUGGUUCACAACAUGACAAAUGCAGUUGCUCUUGAUUUUGAGUGGUCUACACAGUGUAUAUAUUGGAGUGAUGUUACACCACUUGGGUCCAGUCUAAAGCGAUUGUGUCCUGGAGGAAACGCCACUCAUGAGGUUUUACAUUCAGCAACACUCAGAAAUGCUGAUGGUCUGGCUGUUGACUGGGUUGCACAUAAUUUAUAUUGGUGUGACAAAGGUUUUGACACAAUUGAAGUAUCACGACUUGAUGGGCGAUAUCGUAAAGUCUUAAUAAACAGUGGUCUACAAGAACCUAGAGCUAUUGCUCUUGAUCCGAGGAAUGGAUAUAUGUAUUGGACUGACUGGGGCGACCAAAGACACAUUGGGAAGGCAGGAAUGGAUGGCUCAUCUCCACGUGUUUUAAUAAAUGAUUCUCUUGGAUGGCCAAAUGCUAUAACAAUCUCCUUUGAAACAGAUGAAUUAUUCUGGGCUGAUGCUAGAGAAGAUUAUAUAGCAGUAUCAGAUCUGAAUGGAAACAAAAGAAGAGUUAUUAUAAGUCGCAACAGUAAUUCCAAGAACCUUCCACAUCAUAUAUUUGCUAUUACUGUAUUUGAAGAUUACUUAUAUUGGACAGACUGGGAAACAAAGUCAGUUGAACGUGCUCAUAAAUAUUUUGGAAAUGAUACAAAGACAUUAAAAACACUAAUACAUCGACCAAUGGACAUUCAUGUUUUUCAUCCAUUCAGACAGCAACCUUUAGAACAUAAUCCAUGUGAAGACAAUGGUGGAUGCAGCACCCUUUGUUUAUUGACGCCAAAUGGAGGUCGUCGCUGUUCUUGCCCUGAGCAUUUUGUCCUUGCAGAGGAUGGAUAUAGUUGCAUUGCCAAUUGCACAUCAGCUCAGUUUGUAUGUGCUACAACAUACAAGUGUAUUCCAUUUUGGUGGCGAUGUGACACACAGGAUGACUGUGGUGACAGCUCUGAUGAACCCAAAGGCUGCCCAAAGUUUUCAUGUCGUCCAGGGCAGUACCAGUGUGCCAAUUCUCGCUGUAUUCAUCCAUCAUAUUUGUGCAAUGGUGAAGAUGACUGUGGUGACAGCUCAGAUGAAAAAGAUUGCAAUAAUUACACAUGCUUAAGCACCCAGUUCAAAUGUAAAGGCAAUGAAACUGUCAGCGAUCACUGCAUUCCACUCACAAGAAAAUGUGAUGACUAUCCUGAUUGUCUAGCUGGUGAAGAUGAACAGAACUGCCCCCCAAAAACAUGUCCACAUAACCAGUUUCUCUGCAGCAAUUUAAAAUGCAUCCCAUCAGUCUGGGUCUGUGAUGGAGAUGAUGACUGUGGUGACAACUCAGACGAAAAAGUUAAUUGCAAGGAUAGAGUAUGUCCUAGCAACCAUUUCAGGUGCAAUUCAGGACGCUGCAUACCAAAUACGUGGCGCUGUGAUGGAGAUACGGACUGCUCUUCAGGAGAAGAUGAACCAGAAUCAUGUUUGACACAUUUCUCAAGAAGCUGUGACCCAACUUACUUUAAAUGCACAAGUGGGACUUGUAUUCCUGGACGAUGGCGCUGUGACUACGAUAAUGACUGUGGAGACAAUUCUGAUGAGAGGGACUGCAAACCACGAAACUGCAGUGAAUCAGAAUUUCAAUGUCACAAUGGCCGAUGCAUACGUGGCAGUCAGCGAUGUGAUGGGGAGUUCCACUGUGAAGACCAUAGUGAUGAAGUUGACUGCAAUAACACUUGCAGUAGUGUUGAAUUCCAGUGUGCAAAUCCUCACUACUGCAUCUACAUUGAAUGGAAAUGUGAUGGUGAUGCUGACUGUAGUGAUGCAUCAGAUGAAAUGAAUUGUAGUGACACCUGUCCACCAUGGCAGUUCACCUGCCACAAUAAACAGUGCAUUAACCUGAGGUGGCGUUGUGAUGGUGACGAUGACUGUGGUGAUAGUUCUGAUGAAUCCAAGACCCUUUGUGCAAAUGUUCCAUGCCCUCCAGGAAGACACAGGUGCAAAAAUCAUGUCUGCAUUCCUGCAACAAGUGUUUGUGAUGGUCAUGAUAAUUGUGGUGACAAUUCUGAUGAAGAUAUUGAAAUAUGUAAAUUUUUUGGUAUUUGUAAGGAACAGCAGUUUGCUUGUGACAAUGGAUUUUGUAUAAGCAAUGUGCUUCGUUGUGAUGGUAUGAAUGAUUGUGGUGAUAAUUCUGAUGAAAGAGGGUGUGAUGAGCCACCAUGUACAUUUGGCACCUGUUCGCAAAUGUGUGUUGAGAAGAAAUCAGGAAAUUACAGCUGCCAUUGUGCUGCUGGCUACACAAUGGCCACUGGAAACCCAUUAGAGAAGAACCGAACCUGCUUAGCAGAAGGAGGACCACCCACAUUAAUUGUAGCUAACGAUGCUGAGCUACGUCUUCUAAAUGCAUAUAAACCAAGUGAAGAAUGGAGCAAUAGUUUGACUGUCAAGCAGGCUAAUGGUGGCACAUUAAAUGCUUACAAGCUUGAAUCAGUGGCUAUUCUAUGGGAGGGCCAUGAGAGCACAAUUUUCUGGUCUGAUUAUCAACACCAUCAUAUACAAAGCAUGCCUUUACUUCUCCCAUCCCCACCUGCUGGCAGUAGUGAUUCUACUACUACAGGUCACAGGAGAACACGAAGAGAAGAUCAUAUACGAACACUACUUGAGAAUUUGCAAGAUCCAAAAGGUCUUGCAAUUGACUGGGUUACAAAACGAUUAUACUGGGUAGAUGCAGGAGCUGACACUGUUAUGGUUUCAAAACUUGAUGGUCUUGAGCGAACAACACUCAUCAGUACAGAUCUGGACCAGCCACAUGAUAUUGUUGUUGAUCCACAAUCUGGACUUAUGUUCUGGUCCGACUGUGGAAAAAAGGCUCGAAUAGAAGUUGCUGCAAUGGAUGGAACAAACCGCCACACUCUUAUUGAUGCAUCUGGGCAAUGGCCAGCUGGAUUAGCAAUUGAUUAUCCAGCUCGUCGCCUCUACUGGAGUGACCCAAAAGCUCUUACUGUAGAAAGUGUUGAUCUGUAUGGCCACGAUCGACGAAUUGUCCAUAUAUUUCCCUCAGAAAUGAAACCAUAUAAAGUGGAUGUGUUCGAGGACACGCUGUAUGUCAGCAUGUACCGUCCAUUCAGUGUGGUUCGUCUGAAUAAGUUUGGCCAUGGGGACCCAACAUUUAUGGUGCAGAGCAUGUUUAGAAUUACUGACAUAAUAAUUGCCCACAAGAUCAAACAGGAUCACAACAUUUCUGACAUUUGUGCCUUCCAAUUCGUUUGCCAUAAAAGUGCACUUUGUGUGAUUGGAAUGAAUCAAACAACUAUGGAGCCUCAGCCGUCAUGCCUUUGUCCUGAUGGAUUCACAAAAACUACUGUAAAUGAUACAAGUGGCUAUACUGUCUGCAAAUCAAAUGGAACAAGGAACAAGGCUUGUGAUCUGAACUGUCACAAGGGAAGAUGCGAGAUAGGUAUUGAUGGUCCAAAAUGUGUAUGUCCUCCACAGUAUGAUGGAGAUCAUUGCCAGCAUUAUCGAUGCUCACAGUACUGCCACAACAAGGGCAUGUGCUAUUUUGAUCUCUUGUCAUCGACACCACAACCAAAGUGCAACUGCCCACCUCAGUGGACUGGUGACCGUUGUGAAACACCAGCUAAUGCUUGUGAUGGACACUGUCUGAACAACGGGACUUGCCAAUGGAGCAUCACGGGAUUUGUUGGGUGCCGAUGCCCCAAAGGAUAUGCAGGUACAAACUGUCAACACUGUGAAAACUUGAGGUGCAUGAACACUGGUGUCUGCUCAUUGGAAGGUGGUGCCCCACACUGCAUAUGCCCACCAGGAUACAAUGGAACACGCUGUGAGAUGUCUGCUUGUACUGGAUUUUGUGAACAUGGUAUAUGUAUUAUCAACAAAAGUGAACCUCGCUGUGUAUGUCCACCAAGUCGUAUUGGCAGAAGAUGUGAAAUCCCUAAUUGUGAAGGUGUCUGUCUGAAUGGAGGGGUAUGCCGUGCUUAUGCAAAGGAAAGUGUCUGUGAAUGCAAGCCAGGGUACACAGGGCGGCGAUGUGAAAAAGCUGUAUGCGACUGCAAUUGCUCACCUGGUGAAGAAAACUGUGUAUGCCCCCCAGAAUGUGAAUUCAACACAGUAUCACAGUGUACUUCCAGUACAUGUGCCAAUGGUGGAACAUGUUCUGUUGUGAAUGAUCGCACUGUCUGUCGGUGUCGCGAAGGCUACAGAGGGGCAGACUGUCGUGAAGUUGAUCCCUGCAGUGAAUUUUGCCAUAAUGGUGGCACUUGUCAAAAGGAAGAGGUAUCACAUCCUGUAACAUGCAUCUGUCCACUUGGAUGGACAGGUCUACGGUGUGAAAUCAAAAUAACAACUGCGUGUCGUGGACUUUGCUUAAAUGGUGGUACCUGCAAUCUUCAGGCAGGCAGCGUUCAGCAUGCGUGUUUGUGCCCACCAGAAUUUGGAGGUGCACGUUGUGAGACGCCAGUCAGCUUAGGUACAGCCACAGCAGGCAAGGCAGAGGACAGUAGGCAGCCUGUUAUUAUUGUGAUUGUGAUUGUUGUAGUGACACUGUUGGUAUUAAUUGCUGCCGCAGCUGCAUUUUUUGUUUUCCGAGGACGACGUGGCGGAAAGCCAUUCAUGCACACUAGGAUGCAGGAGAAUGUGGAAAUAAGUAAUCCUAUGUACUUGCGUGAAGAUGCUGAAGAUGAAGGAGAUGUUCUGGAUAGGAGUUUUACACUUGAUGCAGAUAAGACUGGCAAUUUUGCAAAUCCGGUAUAUGACUCAAUGUACAGCAGCACUGGUAUAGAACCAGGCACUGCUGCAAGUGAAGAGAAAACAGGGUUACUCCAUAAUGAUGAAUACACCAAGGAUUCUCAUCUGUUAGCAGCUGAAAGCAGAGAAAAGCUAUAAGCUGUGAACAUUUUUAACUGAAAUUCACUUUCCAAAACCAAAAGCAUAUGUCCUAAAAUAAUACUCUGUCUUAACUGGCACAGUGAACAAAUGUUGAAUAUUAGCUUUAACUACUUUUGGUAUACCGAAUACAUCUCAGCACUCUUGCCACCGGUCAUGAUGCUCUCAUUUUCAUGCAGUAAUUAUAAGCAGCACCAUAUGUGUUGUAUGUAUGGCAUCAGCAUGUUCUCUUCCAAUUUCUGAUAGUAGCUCAGAAAGAGGAGAUAAAAUUAUUUCUGUUUGUUUCCUAUUGAUCAGCCUUGACUGUCCGUAUUAUCAGUAAUUCUUGUCCCUUAGGAGGGGAUAAGUCACUGUCGAAACUGAAAGACAAGAAGUGAAAAUAUGUGUACCAACUCACUGUUCCAUUGAAAUUAUAAGGUAAUAUUCUGUGUUUUGAAUUUAUUUAGAGUGUUCCAUGGAGGACAGCAUUCGACAAAUCAGUUCAAAAAAAUACUGACAAAUAACUUUAAA